CCUACAUUACAAGUAUCUUCUUCUCCUCUCCUUCAAGGAUACAAUGAAUUAUGUUUCUCUUUGUUUUCUUGCCCUGUUUCUUCUUCCCCUGGGUUCAUUUCAUACUGAUUCCAAGCGUCUACCACCGUUGCCAGUACCGCCAUUCAACAUCCCACAGGCUGAAAUCUGCAGAUAUCUGGGUUUAGACUAUCGUUCAAUCAAUCUACCAGCUCUUUAUGUCUUCGGAGAUUCAUUUAUCGAUGCCGGUAACAAUAACUAUCUGGACACAACAUCCAAAGCCAACUACGCACCCUACGGAAUCGAUUUCGGAGGCGUCGCGACCGGACGUCCCACUAACGGAAGAACCGUCGUCGAUUUCAUCGCUCAAGUUGUUGGUUUGCCGUUUCCUCCUCCUGUUAUGGGAUUAUCUGGAUCCCAGAGGAAGAUCACUACCGGUUUAAAUUAUGGUUCCUCUUCUGGUGGGAUAUUGCCUUUGCCUUCGUCUCUAGCACCGAUAUUUGGACAUGUUUUGAGCUUCGAUGAACAGAUACAAUUGUUCAAUCACACAGUUUCGAACUUGAAGGGUCAAUUCCAUAGCCUCGAAAGUUUCGAUUCCUACAUGUCUAGUUCAUUGUUCUUCGUCCAUAUAGGGGGCAAUGACCUUGCCUUGUACCGGGAAUUAGGAAAGUUACACGAAGAGUUAUUUUCCGUGAAGAAAUACACUCUGCUCUUAUCGAACGAGUUAUACAGUCGAUUAGAGGCUAUGUAUGAGCUAGGAGCAAGGAAAUUCGUUGUGAACAACGCAUUUCCAUUCGGCUGUCAGCCUGUAAAUCUUCACCAAAAAACGAACGACACUUCAUUUUUGGAAGAUAUGAAUGAAAGAGCAGCUUUAUUCAAUGGACGCCUCCAUAAGAUUCUGAGAAAACUCAACAAGUCCUUGAAAGGAUCCACAUUCGUGCUGUUUGACAUGUACAAAUUGUUUGAAGACGUUCUUGCUCAGCCCGCAACAUACGGAUUCACGAACAUAAAUGAUUCGUGUUGCAUCGAUGUAGCGGGGGAUCAAUCGCGUACGUGCCUCCCGAGCAGUGUUCCUUGCGCCGACAGAAAAAGUCAUGUGUUCUUCGACCCGUUCCAUCCCUCCGAGAGCAUUCAUUUCUUAUGGUUCAGGCGGUUGUUCCAGGAUAACUUACUUGACCUAAUUCAAUCUUAAACUAAUGUUUUGUAACAAUGUUGCAAUCAUAUAUAUCAAGUUUGAUCAACCUCUUGUUUCCUCUCAUUAUUUAAAUAAUUGAGUAUGAAUUAAAUAAACUCAAAAUAAUUUUUUCAGGACUUUAAUUCGAGUA
This is a messenger RNA of Hibiscus syriacus, 1322 nucleotides long. Its product is annotated as GDSL esterase/lipase 7-like. The record is from RefSeq and is a predicted model, not a curated record. Gene Ontology annotation, molecular function: hydrolase activity, acting on ester bonds. The transcript is spliced from 5 exons. Lineage: Eukaryota; Viridiplantae; Streptophyta; Magnoliopsida; Malvales; Malvaceae. The coding region runs from base 44 to 1189 and encodes 381 amino acids.